AGAGUUUAAACAGCAUAAGUGUUUUCUUUGAUGGGUCCGGAUCAACCCGUUGAGAGUUAUCUUCUUGAAUCCCUGAUCAAAUCUGCAAUUCGUCGACGUUGAUGCCGGAGUAACAGUGGCAUGGCGGAGGCAUUGGCCAUUGCAGUAGGAAAAUACACAUACGUACAUGAAGUGGGUAAAGGCCCACCUGAAGCCAUUGACGCUCACCAUAUUGUGGUUCGAAGGAGUAGAGAAAAGGGUUUCAAUUUAUGCCUAUUUACUCUUCUCCUUUUUGCCUAUCCCACCUUUCUGUUAUUCCGGCAGGGAAAGCUAGAUACUCUUCAUAUUUGGAGCUUAGUUAUCAUGACAUUGCUUAUGAGGUUAUUUCUAAAGAAGCCAGUUAAGAAAGAGUCUGUUCUAAUUCUUCCAGCUUUUGGAGUUCAACUUGAGACUCAGUAUGGAAGGUACUUACUGCUCCUGUGUAGAGUUCGCCAGUUUGUCCCCAUCAGCAGGAUUUUGAAACCAGUGCUGACAGAAUGUGUCACACCAAUCACCUGUUAUUGGAGUCUGUCUUUGAUUAUUCGAGGAGAGGAAGAACUUAUGCUAGUAUUCAAGGAAUUACGUCCACCAGUGAAGAUGUUAGCGCCCAUCUGGAAGGCUUUAUGUGCUGCCAUUGAAUGUGGAGAAUGCACGGAGACGAUUACAUAGAUUGUAAUAGUAUAAUCUCAACCAAUUCAAUUCUAGUAUAAAUUUUUUUUCCAGCAUUUGUAUUCUUUACAUUUGAAGUUGUAAAUGGCAUUGAUAUAGUCCUCCAUAUUAUCAUCACACAUGCUUCCUGCAAAAUGGCUAAAUCAUAUGAGCCCUGUUACUGCACUGAAA
Molecule: messenger RNA, 858 nt
Organism: Solanum lycopersicum (tomato)
Lineage: Eukaryota; Viridiplantae; Streptophyta; Magnoliopsida; Solanales; Solanaceae
Biological process (GO): GPI anchor biosynthetic process
Cellular component (GO): glycosylphosphatidylinositol-N-acetylglucosaminyltransferase (GPI-GnT) complex
Source: RefSeq, a predicted model, not a curated record